ACAUCUGUGACAAACACCUGCUCAGCUUCCAGUGAGGACUUCAGUCAGAAAGCAUGGUUCUUUAUCUUUGUCUCCCUCUGCUGGUUGUGCUCCUUCAGCCUGCUCUGUGUCUUUAUAACUGCUCCUCUGAUUAUGACAGAACUCCACUCAACUCGGACAUGACCGUCGUCUGUGGCGUCUCUACGAUCACCCUGGAGAUCAACCUGUGCACGGCUCAGUGGGCGGGCUUUAACGAAACAGAACUGGCUCUGAACGGGGCCCACAACAAUUUGGACUGCCACGGUGCUGUGGACACUGGUGUGAGCCCUCCAGUCAUCCGUUACCAGCUUCCUGUUAACCACAGUCAGGAUAACCCCUGUCGUCAGUCUCUUCAGAUUGUGGACGAGGCUCCAGAUCCCACAGGAACCUUCAGCAAUUUCCUUAGUGUCCAGUCACUUAUAAUCACAGGGUACAUUGAAACACCCAACUCAGACCAGGGGCUCAUCAGCUACUCCACAGACCUUUACUAUCACUUCUCCUGCCGCUACCAGCUGGAGUACCUGAUGAACAACACAAAGGUUGCCGCCUCUUCAGUCUCGGUGGCUACCAGUGAAAACAAUGGAACCUUCAUUGACUCAUUAAAAAUGUCCAUUUUUAAUGACUCCAACUACAUCCACCCAUUGGUUAUACCUUCAACAGGACUUGAUCUACGGACUAUCAUCUAUGUGGAUGUCAGAGCUAUCAACCUCACGGGGAAUUUCCACGUACUGCUGGAUCACUGCUUUAGUACUCCCACUCCAUACAACCUGUCGCAGACUGAGCAGCACAACUUCUUUGCUGGCUGUUCAGUGGACUCAAGGACACAGGUGACAAGCAACGGCGUUUUCAAAUUCUCGCGGUUCAACUUUGAGGCCUUCCGCUUUGUACAGCACCGUGACCAGGCAAAGUCCAGCCUCUAUCUGCACUGCAUACUGAGACUCUGCGAGCCCCGCAAAUGUCAAGACCUGCUGGCUGCCUGUAAUUCCAGGAAGAAAAGAUCUUUGACCCCUUUCGGAGAAGAAAGCAAGGAAUCAGCCACUGUUUCAGUCGGACCUAUUUAUACAGCUCAAGAAGACAUGCCUUACACAGAUGGCUACAGUCAUAGCAUCACAUCAGGAAAGAGUGAUGCAAGUGUGACAGUCUGGCUACUUCUGUCUUGCUGGUUCUGGGCAGCUGGUUCAUCCUGA
Molecule: messenger RNA, 1205 nt
Organism: Solea solea (common sole)
Lineage: Eukaryota; Metazoa; Chordata; Actinopteri; Pleuronectiformes; Soleidae
Product: zona pellucida-like domain-containing protein 1
Exons: 11
Coding region: 54-1205 (383 amino acids)
Cellular component (GO): cell surface
Source: RefSeq, a predicted model, not a curated record